This is a messenger RNA of Chinchilla lanigera (long-tailed chinchilla), 1027 nucleotides long. RefSeq lists its product as uncharacterized. Lineage: Eukaryota; Metazoa; Chordata; Mammalia; Rodentia; Chinchillidae. The record is from RefSeq and is a predicted model, not a curated record.
GCUGCCCGCGCUCUCGCCGUUACCGAGGCGCGCGGAGUGGACUGACAGGCGCGGAUUGGGCAGGCCCGCUCGCACCAGGAAGACACCGGCCAAUCGGCAGCGACAGCGUCUGGCGUGAUGGCCACACCCUAGAAGCUCAUUGGAGGGCUAGAAAGAGGCAGGCGAGCCGGAUUGGUGGUCUCGCGGGGGCCUUUGUGUGUCGGCUGGCGUCGGGGGACGCCGGUGGGCGAGCGCUGGGCCGCGGGCGCCGUCCCGCGUGGAGAGCUCGGCAGGCCCUACCCGCCGCUGAUGCCCCGUGGGCUGCCUGCUCCUUCGCCGGGCCUCUGCCGCGCGGCGCUCCUCCCCGCUGUCAGUCACGUUCUGAUAGACCCCUAAUCCCUCCCGGAGGGCCAGACUUUGUGACAAACAGGCCACCCCAGUGUUCCCCUUGCCGGGUCCCACCCGUUCAACCCUGUCGGACCAGCUCUGCCACACUGUGCGAAAGGCCUCCCUUGAAGGCCAAGAGGACCUCAGAUUCGAUCAGCUGCCCAACCUGAAGGGUCUCCUCACAAGCCGUCUCAUCUCAGCACCACGCACGUUGCCCGUCUUGGACUUGGUGUCUGGUUGGGUAGCUUCUCUUUCCUCAGGCUGCAGGACCACCGUGGUCCCCUCACCCAGCUGCCCGCCAGCACCCUGAGGACAGCUGUCACCUGUGCCUCGGAGCCCAGCCUGUACUACAGGGAGUCGGGCCAACUUCCUCAUUCCCUUGUCCCUACAUCUUGCGGGCGCCUGGAGCGCAGCGUGCCUAAGGCCAGAAAUCGGCCGCUGAGCUCUUCCCUUGUCCCUUCUGACUUCCCGCCUCUGCCCCUCGGGUGCUGGGCUUGGGCCAGCUUCAGCUCUGCUUUCCCACCUCCAGACCCCACAUCCGGGCAGUGAUGUGGAGGGAGUGGAGACCCUUUGUUAUGUUUCAGAUUUAAAGUGUCCCCAGAAGUCUCCUGGAUACAGAGGUGAUUGUGAUAUAGGGAAAAGAAACUCCCAACCUGAAAGA